GAUUAUUCGUGAACUCAAGUGCCCCCCAAUCCACCGAUGAGAGCUGAAACUGUUUUUACAGCUGACACACUUUCCCUUUCGAUAAGCAUCUAGCGACUCCCGUGGACUAACUUCCUGCAUGUGGCCGUCGCUGCGCCGGGGAUCCUGAGACUGUCCAAUGCGCGCCUGUCCGUGGAUGGUGCGUAAUAAUCAUCUGGAGAGGCCGAGGCCGACAUUUUACCCCGGUCCGGAGGAGCCUUAACUCCGAAGGGGACAUCCGAGGACACGCUAUAGGGCUGGAGGCUGAGAGCUUCAGGGAUAGAGACAUGUGAGAGGAUCUCCACCCUCUCAACUCUCAACCUUCGGCAGAAUUCACUUGCACCGACCGUUGCGACCGCGACCUGAAACCCUCCUGCCUCGGGCAUGCCUCAGCCGGGCAUGAAUGGGAUGGAGCCUGCGUUCGGCGAGGCGUACGGGGGUCACCGGGGUCUGCUGAGCCCCCACCCUCUGGCCAUGUCACCACAGGGGGGCCGCACCGAGUACGACCAGAGCAUUCUCCUCAUGCUGGGCUCCCCGGCGUCUCCUAGAAAACGUCCCUUUGAGCUGCUCAGCGACCUGGUGGACGACGGAGGCUUCGGAGAAGAUCUCCUGCUCCCCGAGCGCUGGGACGUCUCCGCGCUGGACGAGAUGGCCCGAUACACCCGACUGGGCCUCGGGGUGGGGGGGGAGCUGCUGGCCUGCUCCGAGGAGGCGGUGCUGAUGAACCGCUGGGAAGAGGAGGAAGAGGAGGAGGAAGAGGAGGAGGAGGAAGCUGUACAGGCAGGGAGGGAGGAACUUACUCCUGUUUCCACAACCGAGAGGGAUUUAAGUGUUGCUGGGAAAGAUGGAGGAGUUUCUAAGGAGGUGUAUCAGGUGGCGCAGGAGGAAGAGGAGGCGGCGGCGGCUGGUUUGGCGUUGGAGCAUUGCAGCGAAGAGCAUAAUUACUCUCUGAGCAAGGGGGAGGAGAUGGGGGCGGGGCCUAAUAUCCCCCAAUCAGAAAGGGAGGAGGUGCAGGAGGAGGAGGAGGAGGAGGGACAGGAGAAGACUGAGAUACAUCUGGAGGAGGAGGACGAAGAGGAGGAGGAAGAAGAGGAAGAUGAGGAGGAAGAGGAGGAGACGGCGGUGGAAGCUGAGCUCUCCAGCUCCUCAGAAACUGAAUGUGAGGUGGAGGCGGAGCCUGUGAGGCAGGCGGGCGAGCGUCCGUCGAAGCGUCGAUGUUUCUGGGAAUAUCGCCGCGCUCGAGAGUCGGCCGCCAAGAAGAAGCUAGGCGGAGACGUGCACUGGUCUCUGUCCUGGAGCUCCAGCACGCUGCCCAGCACCCUGUACCGCAGAGAGGGUAAAAAAGGGCGUCGUAAAGCUCGUAAGACGGACGCCAGCGACCUGACUCCGAACCCCCAGAAGCUGCACAACAUCGGGGAGCAGCUGCAGAAACUGAACGCUGCCAUCGAGGGCAUGGAGCCCGUCAACGAGCUGCCGGCUGGCGCGAGGGCGCGGAGCCGCAAGGAGAAGAACAAGCUGGCCUCCAGGGCCUGCCGGCUGAAGAAAAAGGCGCAGCACGAAGCAAACAAGAUCAAACUGUGGGGGCUCAACCAGGAGUACGAGAGCCUGCUGGGAGCGCUGCUGAGGAUCAAAGAGGUGAUCCGGCUGCGGGUGGAGAGCAGCGAGGAAGAGGAGGAAGACGAGCGAGGGAUGACCCAGCGGCUGGAAGACAUCCUGCGAGAGUCCAGCGGUCCUUUAGUUGCCGGGCGGACCAAAGACUUUGUGCAGAGGAUUUUGGCGGCUAGUGCGAGCAGCCAAAUCCAGAAAGAGUCUCCGCGGGGGGGCGAGGAGGUGGAGGGCUAAAGUCACCUAAACAUCCACUUCCUCCUCCAUCUUGCCACUUCUUCCCCUUCCUGCACCAACCAACCAAGCAGUGAGACCUGAGGAGCUACUCUUCUUCCUCUUUCGCUGUAAAGGGAGGAAGAGGCGGAGGAAAAACACCAACAUGGUGUCCAUUUCCAACAUCACCAUCAGGCCAGAUCUGCUGCUGCUGCUGCUGCUGCUGCUGACGUCUCUGUAUUCUGUCUGUGAGUGUGUGUGUGAGUGAGAAUGUGUGUGUGUGUGUGUGGACAUGUAUAUACAUCCAGUAUGAGCGUCCCUCUCGCCCUCUGUGUGCUGUAUUUGUUUCCCAGUGUGCCUAUGAAUAGACAUUGCACUGUUUUCGUAGAUUGGUCUUAGUUUUUACUCGGCAGGGGGGCCGGUAGUGAGGCGAGGGCGAAGGGGUGCAUCUGAGGAUAGAGGAAGUGCAAAAAAAGAAUAAGGAAGUGGGAGGAGCACAAGCCUGUGAGACAAAGAAGCGGGUGUGUGUGUGCUUUUUUAGUUUUUCGUUGGCCCUAUAGAAGCACUUCAUACCAUUGGGGUUGCAUCAGAGAAGUGAGAAGUGACCGAGUCCUGUAAGGCAGCAGCUGUUAAUGGAAACUACCGGCUGUUUGUUGUGGAAAAAAAAAAGUCCCCGCAGCUUUAAUCCCUAAACUUAACUCCCCUUCGAAAUGAAAGUUAAAGAGCAAACUGCACCUUAAUCCAAGCUGACCAAAGAUAUACUGCUGAAACCACUCGACACCAAACCAUCAACACAUCCUCCUGUUCUGCAAAGUGAAUACAGUGUUGACCCGCGUCCUUUAAAGCAGUGAUUUUCCACCAGUGUGCCGUGGGAAACUGUCCAAUUUCACUUCAUCUGUCCCAAAACAUAUGAUGUAGUUGCUGCAAAUGAAAUCCAACAGUGUCAUGGUCCUAAGAUUCACUGAAGAGACGUUUACUUUAAUUACAUGUGUUAUUUUAACACACGUCACAUGAGGUAAGCAAUGAUAUUAAGUUGAACCUCAUAUGUUUGACUUGAUAUUAGCUAAUACAUAUGUGAAAUCUAUUGACGCAAUACAUUUCAUUAAAGUCAACGUUUCAGCUUAAACAGCAUCUCACAAAACACCUGUAGCUUUAAGACAACAACACGGAUGAUUUAAUGCUAACUGAGAAACAGGUCACUUUAAUAAAACACAGAGAGAAAUCUCUCAAAGCUACUGAGGAGAUGAACUCUCCACCAAAUUGAGAGACUUGCCACUAAAAUAUCAUUAUACAGUAUAUAUGCUUUAUAAGGCUUACAUGUGUCAUUCUUUGUUUUUUUAUUAAUGGCUUUAUUCACGGCUCAGAAAAGGUUGAAAAACUCUGCUUUAAAGGAUGACGUAACAUUUGAAUUCCCUUCUCCUCGAAUGCACUACGGCCUGAGAGUGUGGUGUGACAGACAGGAAAUGACUGACACUUUAUUAUUUCGCCUUUUACUAAUCUGCACUGGCUUUAACCCUCAAAGGGAAGUGUCCUGAAUGUUCCUGAAUGUCCCCCCGAGCCCUCUCCUCGACCCCUGCCCUGAUUAUGUAGCGCACAUUCCUGAAUUGCAAUGACGAAGAGAGAAAAAACACUUGUAGAUCUAGAAAGCAAAUAAUUAGUUUUUUUAUCAUUAUGUUGUUGUUAUUCGACCCCCCGUAGCGGGCGUCAGUCUGUUGAACUCUGCCUUUCUUCUGUGGUCUUUUCUGAAGCUGUAGACCAACCUGUCCACGGUCUCUAAAUGUUGUUGGACGUAAAACUAAGGUAAAGGACCCUUUGAAUUGCACUGUGGUAAGAGCAACUAAGCACCUUUUUUUAAAAGAGGGCUUUGAAAAAGACUCUGUAGUCGGCACCUUUUUGUCUAAAGACAGAUAUUGAUUGAGAGGCUUUGUUUCGGUGCUACUGUACGAUGUAAAAAAUAAAAAAAGCAAUGCAAACCUGA
Messenger RNA from Trematomus bernacchii (emerald rockcod), 3814 nucleotides. Its product is annotated as CREB3 regulatory factor-like. Bases 403 to 1860 code for a protein of 485 amino acids. The record is from RefSeq and is a predicted model, not a curated record. Gene Ontology annotation, molecular function: DNA-binding transcription factor activity, RNA polymerase II-specific; RNA polymerase II transcription regulatory region sequence-specific DNA binding. Gene Ontology annotation, cellular component: nucleus. NCBI's taxonomy places the organism in Eukaryota, Metazoa, Chordata, Actinopteri, Perciformes, Nototheniidae. The transcript is spliced from 11 exons. Gene Ontology annotation, biological process: regulation of transcription by RNA polymerase II; response to unfolded protein.